Molecule: messenger RNA, 1860 nt
Organism: Erythranthe guttata (spotted monkey flower)
Lineage: Eukaryota; Viridiplantae; Streptophyta; Magnoliopsida; Lamiales; Phrymaceae
Product: scopoletin glucosyltransferase
Molecular function (GO): UDP-glucosyltransferase activity
Source: RefSeq, a predicted model, not a curated record
AAUUAAAUAAAUAAAUAAAUAAAUAAAUUAAAUGAUGAUAUUUUCUUGUGCUAGAGUUAUGAUAUUUAUUCCUCCUCUUUCACCUUCAAACACAAUUUUGCAAGGUUCCUUCUUUCCUAGAACUCUCCAAACCCCCCUAACAGCCAAGUAUCUCAAAACACACACACACACACACUACACACAUAUGCAUACCUCAAUUUGAACUCCAACACCUUCCAAAUUCCCAGCCAACUCACUUCAGUUUCUUUCUUGAAUUCCCACUAGUUUGUUCAGGCAAAGAUUGUUCUUUUCCCCAUUACCUAGUAAGUAGUACACAAAUGGGGAAGCUCCAUAUUUUCUUCUUCCCAAUGUUGGCUCAUGGCCACAUGAUCCCAAUACUUGACAUGGCCAAACUUUUCACCUCAAGAGGCUUAAGAACCACCAUCAUUUCCACCCCCGCUUUCUCCCAACCAAUCAAGAAAGCCCAAAACUCCGGAAUCGAAAUCGGGAUUCAAACCAUCGAAUUCCCACCGAAGGAUUCCGGAUUGCCCGAUCACAUAGUAAGCCUCGAUCAAGUAACUGACGACGAAUUAAUCCCAAAUUUCGUCAAAGCCCUCUCGUUACUCCAACCACCACUCGAAAAACUCCUCCAAGAAUUCAGACCGGACUGUCUCAUCUCGGACAUGUUCUUACCUUGGACAGUCGAUUCCGCAGCCAAAUUCGGAAUCCCGAGAUUGGUUUUUCACGGGACUAGCUAUUUCGCUCUAUCGGCUACCGAGCAAAUGAGGCGCCACAAGCCUUUCGAAAACGUUUCUUCUGAUCUUGAGCCGUUUAUUGUGCCUAAUCUCCCACAUGAGGUGAAGCUUGUGAGAACGCAAGUACCCGAAUAUGACCUAGAGGAAAACGAAUCCGAUUUAAUCGAAUUGAUGAAGCGAAUGAAGGAAUCGGAUGGGAGAAGCUACGGGGUUGUGGCGAACACGUUCUACGAGCUCGAACCCGAUUAUGCGGAUCACUACAGGAACGUUUUGGGGAGAAAAGCUUGGAAUAUAGGGCCACUUUUUUUGUGCAACGGAGAAUCGAAGACGGUUGUAAGAGGGAAGAAAUCGGCGAUCGAUAUACACGAAUGUAUAUCGUGGCUCGAUUCGAAAAGCCCUAAUUCGGUCGUCUAUGUUUGUUUCGGGAGCAUGGCUGUGUUUCCGCCAUCUCAACUGCGUGAAAUUGCAAUCGGGCUGGAAAAUUCGGGCCUGGAUUUCGUCUGGGUAGUGAGAGAAGAAGGGAGCGAGAUCGAAGAAUGGAUGCCGCUAGGGUUUGAGGAUCGAGUGAAAAAUCGAGGUCUGAUAAUAAGGGGGUGGGCGCCCCAGGUGGUGAUCCUCGACCACGCCGCGAUUGGGGGUUUCGUGACCCACUGCGGCUGGAAUUCGACGCUGGAGGGGAUCUGCGGCGGCGUGCCGGUGGUGACGUGGCCGCUUUUUGCGGAGCAGUUCUUCAACGAGAAGCUGGUGACGGAGGUUUUGGGGAUUGGGGUUUCCAUCGGGAAUACGAAGUGGGAGAGGGUGUCGAGCGGGGGUGUGACGGCGGCGGCGGUGGCUAAGGCGGUGGAGGCUGUUAUGGUGGGGGAAUCGGCGGCGGAGAUGAGGAGGAGGGCGGUGAGUUAUAAGGAAAUGGCGCGAAAGGCUGUGGAAGAAGGGGGUUCGUCUUAUAAUGAUCUCAGUGUUUUGAUUCAGGAUUUGAGUGACUAUCGCUCCUCCUCCAAGAUAAACAAUAUAAUAUAGUGUGAAGUUUACACACUUUAGUGUGUGUAAAAUCUGUAUGUAUUCGUAGUUUGUGUAUUUUUCUAACUUAUCAAAAACAAAAAAGAACUUGUAAUAUUUGAUUAUUUGA